Molecule: messenger RNA, 7617 nt
Organism: Ceratina calcarata
Lineage: Eukaryota; Metazoa; Arthropoda; Insecta; Hymenoptera; Apidae
Gene: SNF4Agamma
Product: SNF4/AMP-activated protein kinase gamma subunit
Exons: 16
Coding region: 1787-5308 (1173 amino acids)
Biological process (GO): regulation of catalytic activity; protein phosphorylation
Cellular component (GO): cytoplasm; nucleus; nucleotide-activated protein kinase complex
Molecular function (GO): AMP binding; protein kinase regulator activity; protein kinase binding
Source: RefSeq, a predicted model, not a curated record
GCGUCCGGAAGUUUGUAAACGAGAGAUGGCGACUGCAUUAAAGGAGGACAUACGAUAGUUUCGUUCGUUCGCUCCGAAUUCUCUUUUCUCGGUUUUUAUUUCGUCGAGUGCCGCGUUUCAGUGUUCCGUACUUGCACGGGCAAGUGUCGUUUAAUCGUGCGAAGCCGCGUGAAGCGCGAACGAGUCGGUGCGUGUGUUAUAAUAUUACACGUCGGACGUCCGUCGGUUCGGUCAGCUGGUCGGUCGUGUGUGGGUUCGUGGGUGACUGCCUUGAAUGUUGGCAUAUAAACGCGCGGAGCAGUUGGCUCUCGCCAGGCCUCCAGGAAAGAUGCGCGAUCGGGGAUGUGCAGUUUCUGCGGCUGCCACCACCGGUUUCUUGCGCGCCGGCCGCUGCACGGCCUACGACGCGGCACCAUAGCCUUCUUCAGUCAGCAGAAAAAAACAGUUUUUACGGUCGGUGGUUCGUUCGUUUGUUCGUCCGUUCGUCCGUCCGUCCGUCCGGCAUAAGGAGCGUGUGAUCAGCUGUACACUCGCGCGAAAAUAGGAUACGACCGUUUUUGUCGAAGCGCUUCUGACGACGAGUCGUCCCUCUACGGUGGAAACGGCACCGGAACGACGUUCAUUACUCAUCACUGUACUUGCACACGUUCGUAGAACGUAAGAUCGAGGUCGCAUUUAGAAAAUUGGGAGCGCCCUUGAAUACGUACGUAAUAAUCCGCCUCGGCAUCUUUACGACGCGUCUAGGUUAAGGCGUCUUUCGUGAUCGUCGUCGAAUGACAAGUUCGGGAAGAGGCAGGCCGCACGAAUCAUUCUCCAGUUUCACGUGUGAACGUUACACGAUUGCGCGUGUACUCGACGAGAGCCGAUAAACGAUCGUCGCCGGAAGAAACGAGGAGAUUCGCCAUUGCAAGAGGUCGAAUCGAACGCGUUUCGUGGGCGUGCAGGGAGAAUUCCGACAAAAACAAACCGGUCAAUACGACGUCGAACAGAGCUCCAGUGAGAGACAAGUUCGCGGAUCGCUCGGCGGCGGUGAUACACGGUGGAAAAUUCGUGGCCAUACGUCUGUACGCACGCCAAAGAUCGUACAAGAUGUUCUUCAGACUCCAACGAAUCGAGUGAUCUCUGGUGAAACGGACGGCCGAUUUUACGCCGAGCUAAACGUCGAAUUCUGAGAUCGCGAAUGUGCUUAAAAGUUGACACGCAUGAUGUGUUCGAGAUGCGAGAGACCGCAGGUAAAAAGUGCGACACGAUCGAACGAGAGGAAAAAGUACGGCCGACGGGUGCUGACGGAUCACAGGAAUUCUCCGUCGGCAUCGUUUAAAUAGUGGUCGCACGAUUUUUUUGUAUUCGAUUCGAAACCUAACCCCGACGCGAGCGAAACGUACUUAUCGCGGAACGAGAUUCAGGAUUUCACUUUGAUCGACGUAACGAUCGGAUCGAUGCGCAUCGUUCAGUGUUUGGAUCUCGGCGGCAGUUUGUACUUGACGCGUCUUCUUGGAGCGGAUAUAGGAUCGCCGGCGUCGUCGCCCGUUUAUUAACGGCGUGCUGUGAUGAGAAAAAUUAUUCCGUGAGCGUGUAAACAAUCAGUGAAACGAUUCGAAACAGUAGCCGUUUCCAUCGAAAAGCAGUUUUUGUACGGGGGCAGGAUUGUUGCCGUCGGAAGACGCUGUCGUACGUGUCGAAAGGACACUCUCUUCGUACACAGACAGGAUCGGGAAUCGUUGACCACCGUCGUUCCUGAACAACAUUUUUGGAUACCGUAACCGUGUCGCGUGAAGAUUCCUCGAUGGAGAGUUCCGGGGGUGGCGACAAGCGAAACGAAUCAGACGUGUGCGACGUGACUGGUGACAAUCGCGAGGAUACAAAAAUGACGGGUCAAGAGGACAGUGACGUGAGAAUGAGCAAGGACUCGGGUGAACAGGAGGCGCUCAAGAACCUGAAGAACCUAGAGAACAUCGGUCAAAAUGACGAGGCUUCGUAUAAGUUAUCGAAGGGAAAAUCCCGAGACGGCGGCGGCGGCGGCGGCGACGAUGACGACGACGACGACGACGAAGAGGACGAGGACGAGGACGAGGACGAGGACGAGUGUAAAGGCUCCGACGAGGACGAGCUUAAAGAAGAGAAGACCGACGGAAAGAAGGACGAGGAGUCGUCGAGCAGUACGACCUCGACGAGCACCUCCGACGACGAGUCCGAGACCAGUUCGGACGAUAAGACGGAAGCUUCGAAAGCUGAGCAAACGAAACCGGCGGCGGUGCCACCUGCUGCACCACCAGAGACCGCGAAAGAUGAAACGUCGAAGAACGACGACACGACCGACGACAGUGACAUCGAGGACGACUUGAUCUCGGCCAUCAAUUACAAUACCAUCACUUCGCUGGCCGCGCUCAAGGACAUGCUGGACGCCUCGGGGGAGGACUCGGACGGCGUCGACAGUUUCUUUCAUCACUACUUCCUGUCCCACGUGAACAGGCUGCCGUCGAGGAACCAGACGCACAGUCCUUUUCCUUGGGGCAGAAGGUUGUCCGAGUGCAGGGAGGAGGACGAGUACGAGAACGAAGAAGGUAAGACGACGAUAGCGAAAAACACGGAAACGACGAGCGCCAAGGACCUAGGCGAGAGCAAGGACGCCUCGAAGAUCGAGGAGCCGACAACGGAGAAGAACGACGACAGUCUUUCCUCGAAGGCUUCCAGUCCGACCAUUUCGGAGAAGUCCAGCUCGGAGAGGAUCGAUCAGAGAUCGAACGCUACCUCGAGCACGUCCGAGUCAAAGAUCCAGACGACGACCGCACCUUCCACGACCACGAUGACGACCUCGACGAGCACGUCGACGUCCGUGACUACGAACAGCACCGCCGUGACAACGUCGACGACGUCCAGGUUCACCACGUCGACGGUCACUUCGCCGACGUCGACCACGCCGACGUCUACCGCGAAACCUCCGUUGAGGAGGAGAUACACCACCGGAAUGACUUUCCCUGCGACCGACCCGCCGUCCUAUUCGUCCAGCAUGACCUUCUCGAGAACCAGUCCGCUUCCCAGUCCGCAUCUGGACAAGAGAUUUUUCGACAGCAGCCUCGUCGAGAUGAAGAGCCAGGCGAGCAGCACCAGCACCCUCGAUUACGAUUCCACGGAAGAAGUCUGGGUUCGCAGGGUGGACUUUGUGCAGGAAAGGAAGAGAAAGGAACUUGGAUCGCAACCGUUGCCAACGAUCGUGACGGAAGACACUGACACUUCGGGGCAAGCAUCUCACGACCAAGGUCACCGGCCACGAGCAGGUACUUGGGGCUCGCAUUCGAGAACCAUCAGGAAGCCUACUUCGGGGAGCGCACCUGGUUCCGGGAAGUCGACGCCCCUUCCGCAGCAGCCGCAGGAGCCCACGUCGGGAUCGUCGGGUUCGAGCAAAGGCGGCAGGAAGGCCUCGGGUACUCGGUCUGGAUCCACCAGCCGUUCCAACAGCCGUAGCAAUAGCGCGGAACGCAGAAAAAGCGGCGGCAAUAUCGACGACACCGCCAGUCCGACUAGAAAACCAGCGCUCUUCGAUGCGUUCAGACCGAGAAGCAAAUCCGAUGCUAGCAAACGAAAACCCAGUAUCAUAGCCAACAUGAAGAGCGCUGUACAGCAUUCGUUGUACAGAGGCUCGCACGGAAGUUCGACGAGCGAUGUGCGUAGUACCGACAGAGAACAUCACAGAGACAGCAAAGAUCAUAAGGAGUCUAAGGAGAUUAUGGGACGUCCGCGGGCAGGGUCGGAAAGCAGCAGAAAUCCAGUGAGCAAAGUGAUGGACCUUAUUAGGCAUCGAAGUCACAGCGCUCUUAAUGCCGAAGACAAGCGGAAAGCGAAGACUGCUGCGGUUCAGCACCAGGCUCAGCCGAGUUCGUCGGGAGCACUCAGAAGGAGUUCCUUGGAUCCUGGUGCCAGAAGAUUCUCUUUGGGCACACCUGCGGUUCCGCAUAGAGCAUCGGACGCUUGCCUGGAUCCCGUGCACGCCGCGAUCCUCUUCAGGGACGCUAGAGGGCUGCCCGUGGUAGAUCCGUUCCUGGAAAAAGUUUCGCUCUCCGAUCUCGAGGAGGACGAAUCACAGAUCUUCGUCAAGUUCUUCAAGUUCCACAAAUGUUACGACCUAAUACCGACCAGCGCCAAAUUAGUGGUAUUCGAUACGCAUCUCCUCGUGAAGAAGGCCUUCUUUGCUCUCGUUUACAACGGCGUAAGAGCUGCACCGCUAUGGGACAGUGCGAGGCAAGAGUUCGUCGGGAUGCUGACGAUAACGGAUUUUAUAAAGAUUCUACAGAUGUAUUACACCAGCCCGUCCGUCACAAUGGACGAAUUGGAGGAACACGAAUUGGACACGUGGAGAAAGGUCUUGAAGGAUCAGGUUCAUCCGUUGGUGAGCAUCGGUCCGGACGCGUCCCUCUACGACGCGAUCAAAACUUUAAUCCAGAAUAGGAUUCAUCGUUUGCCUGUGAUAGAUCCGGACACUGGAAACGUCCUCUAUAUCUUGACACACAAACGAAUUCUUAGGUUCCUCUUCCUCUAUAUACACGAGCUACCGAAGCCAUCGUUCACCAAUAAAACGCUGAGGGAUCUGAGGAUAGGUACGUUCGACGACAUAGAGACCGCCACGGAGGAAACUAGCAUAAUUUUAGCGCUAAAGAAAUUCGUCGAGAGGAGAGUCUCCGCGUUGCCUAUCAUCGAUGCCGAAGGAAAAUUGGUCAACAUUUAUUCCAAGUUCGACGUUAUUAACUUGGCUGCGGAGAAAACGUAUAACAAUUUAGACGUUUCGCUUCAAGAAGCAAACGAACAUCGUAACGAAUGGUUCGAAGGAGUGCAAAGUUGUAAAUUAGACGAAACCCUGUUUACUAUUAUGGAGAGAAUCGUUAGGGCGGAGGUCCAUAGGCUAGUAGUGGUCGACGACGAUGACAAGGUGACCGGUAUCAUUUCUCUGUCCGACUUACUCUUCUACCUCGUUCUUAAGCCGUGCGGUGAGGAUGGCAGUAGCAAUAAAGAUAGUUCCAUAUCGUUGAGAGCACAGGAUUCUACCGUAUCGAAGACUUCGAACUCUGUGCAGUCAGAGGCUUCUAAUGUAGACAGUGAUUCGACGGCGGCGGCGGCGGCGGCGGCGGCGGCGACGACGACGGAAGUCGAACGAGACCCACUCGACGCCAACACGUCCGAAGACGUACCCGCGACGCCUAGUCCGCCGCUCAGUUCCGCAGCAUCAGAUAUCUCCGAGCCUCGGUCGUCGACGUUAGUGAAUCAGUCUCAAGAGUCCGCGUGGAGGGAGGUGACCGUGACAGGAGGUGAAUGAGCCAAUGUCAUCUUAACGUGCUAUUAGGCAUGAAAUCGAGAACGAAACCGCGACGUCGAGGUCGAACCGUUUGCCAGUGCGCGAUACCGCGAUCAUCGGUGUGUGCGUGUGCGUGUGUGUGUGUGUGUGUACGAGCCAAAGCUCGUUUCUCGUUCGUUCGUUCUCGAUCGAUCGCGCGUUCGCCAUGCUUAAGAAUCUGCGAGAAGCAACACGAGAACGCAGCUCUUUGUUCGUUCGACCGAGUAUCCGCGUCGCAAAAUAUAAUAGCACGUUGAGCGCGGGGAAAAGAAAUCGAUAUCGUUAAAACGAAUUCGAUAGGAACGAUAUAUCCCGAUGGCGGCAUACACGACGUUGUAUACUGUAUGGAAAGAAAUCGAUUAAGCUUAAUUUUUUAUGGUACAAAUACUACUCAGCAUAGACGUUCGAGCUUCUUGGAACGAUUACUACGCGCCAUUAUCUGCUCAGGGUAUGAUCAUUCUCUACGCUCUUUCUUUGAUAUCGCGUACGGACACCGGGAACGUCGAGACAGAAUUUUGUCGUUGUUGUUCUUCUUCUUAUUCUUCUUCAAAGAGACAGUCACUCGAUUUCUGCGUCCUCUACGUUUGUAAUGUUUAUAACGUUGCUACGCUACUUCGUGCAAUGCGAUCCUUCUGGUUCGUUUCGCAUCGAGGACAAUGAACUGACUAUCCUACUUUAUUCACAUCGGAACAUAACAUAGAGCGAACACGUUGGCAAGAGUAAGGUAAUCGUGUUGCGUACAUCGAGUGCUCCAUAACUAAUGUACAUAUGGAUCUCGUUUUUACAGAGGCCUUCCAUGGUAUUUCCUUACAGAAACGAAUACUACUGUUUCUAGACGACGAUGAUCUAUAUCCUGUAUGCUUAUCCGUACGAUGAAAGAAAAACAAAAAAAAAAGCAGCGUCUUAUUCAUAAACUGUCACGUUAGAUGUCCGAGCCGAUUAGGAGACCGGUGUGCAUAAUAAACGAUUUUAUUUUAAACGAUUGCACAGCAUGUGAUAUUUUACAAAAAGAAAAAACAGAGGAGAAAAAUAUAAAGAUAGAUAGAUAUAUAUAUAUGUAUAUGUGUAAGGUGCUUUUGAUUUUUGCAUUGAUAAACGGCUGACCACCGAUGCUCUACUACCUGUCAGACGGACGAUAGCGCGGAUGCGAUGACCGACGAAAAACGAUUCUGUCUAUGCGAAUGAAAUCGAAGUGUGUCAGUCGGAGGAAAGCAAUAUCUAAAAGACUCGAUCGCGAACUACGCACGCGGUUCGCCGUUCAAGUUCUACGUUAUCGUUUUAUGCAUCUUUUUUAAGCCGUAACCUUUGCGAGCACAUAUGCUGCUAACAAAACGUAUCGAGAGGCCUACCCGAAAACGUGAAAACAAUUUUACGCAAUUAGUAUACGCUGCCACGAGUGUUUCGAUGUUUUACGCUUGUAAAGGUAUUCGCAGCACGUGUACGUCGUUCGCGUCAGCGACAGGACGAUGUGAUCGCGAACACCGCGAUUAUUUUAGGUUUGUGUGCAUAUCACAAUAUUAUUUAACAGCCCCUCCUUCAGAUACACCGCUACGUUUGUAUUUCUUCUUUACGACGAGUUUUUAUAAAUCGACUAUUUCCCUUUUCAGAAUUUUCACACGGGAGUACACGUGAACGUAUCAAAAUUCUUAAGCGACACUCGACCAAAGUUCCGCGUAUCGCGUAGCUGAACGAGAAAGUAAGAAGCGCGACGAACAAAUAAUUUUUCUAUCGUUCCCGCGUAACUCACUACUUUUCACGUAAUCGAUGGAUCAGUCGAGGGGAGAAGAAAGGUCAGAAGGGCAAGUCGCGAAGAGUAAUCGAAGAUAUUCAUCUCUGAUCUUAUAUUUUUCGUAUCAUUUAUACGAUAAAAAUUUGAAACUCGGUGGCAGAGGGGUGUCGUGAAAAACGUGAACCAUUCAAAACGUUGUAUCGAACGAUUUAAAGAACGGGAGCAUGGAGAAGGAAGGCAUUCCCGUACGAUCAGGUCGAUGAAAAUGAAAAGUGAGAAGAGAGAAAAAUACAAGAGAUGCUCGCUUCUCCUCGGAACAAGUUCCGUGUCGUACGUGCUCAGUGGGCGAAACGAGAAUAUGGGGAAACGAGACGGGGGAGUGUGUGUGUGUGAGAGAGAGAGAGAGAGAGAGAGAGAGAGAGAGAGAGGCGUUUGCUGCGUGUAAUACCUAUAUAUGGAAAUUUGUACAUAAAAUAGCUUCCGUGCGCAGGAACGUGGUUUCCUGUUUCGCGUAGGAGCACGUUUUGCCUGUAUUUAAAAAGAAAAACCACACCUAUUCGAA